Anopheles stephensi (Asian malaria mosquito) is the source of this 2097-nucleotide messenger RNA. It is a transcript of the gene Ns1, whose product is annotated as guanine nucleotide-binding protein-like 3 homolog. The transcript has 2 exons. Bases 143 to 1930 code for a protein of 595 amino acids. Gene Ontology annotation, molecular function: GTP binding. Gene Ontology annotation, cellular component: nucleolus. Lineage: Eukaryota; Metazoa; Arthropoda; Insecta; Diptera; Culicidae. The record is from RefSeq and is a predicted model, not a curated record.
CUUCGAGCCGCCUCUGUUUGACGUCUGCAAUUUGCUGCGAUCGGGUGUUUUCGUUCGUAGCGAAAGAAAAACGUGGUAUUUGGCUGCGUUUUGCAGCGUGCAUUUGAGUAAAAGUGGUGAAAACUGAUCUAAUUCUACUACGAUGGCCCUGAAAGCGAUGAAAUGCAAGAAAUCCAAGCGCCAGAAAGCUUCGCUUCGGUACAAGGUAAUCAAGAAGAUUGCCGAAAGCAAACGGAAGAAGUCGAAGGAGGCGAAGAAGCUGCCCAAGCUAAAAAGCAAAAAGCAGAAGCUGAUCCAAGUGCCGAACAUAUGUCCGUUCAAGCGCGAAAUCAUUGCCGAGGUCGAGGAGUAUAAACAAAAGCAGGAGGAACUGCGUCAGAAGGACAGGGAACGACAAAAGGCACUGCGCCAGGAAGAGCUACGAUCCAAGACGCUGCAGUCGAUGGUGGCAGAUGCGGAGAAACGGCAGGAUCAAUUCAGCCCGCAAACUGGCGAGGACGAUGAGUAUGCAAACGUGACCGGUGGUGGUGGAAAGGAAAAUUCGUUGAAGGCAUACUUCAAAGAGUUCAAGAAGGUGGUCGACGCGGCGGAUGUAGUGCUGGAAGUGGUCGAUGCUCGCGAUCCUCUAGGCACUCGGUGUGCAGAGGUAGCGAAGAUCGUUCGCGAAGCGCCCGGCCAGAAGCGGUUGGUAGUGAUCCUGAACAAGGCCGAUCUUGUGCCGCGCGAUAAUUUGGAGCGCUGGAUGAAGUAUCUGCGCCGUUCGGGACCGGUGAUCCCUUUCAAAGCAACGACACAAGCACAGAAAUCCAAUAUAGGCCACAAAAAGUUCAAAUCCGCCAAAAGCUUCGACUGUUCACCGUGCAUCGGAGCGGAUUUGCUGAAGGAAUUGUUGGCCAACUACUGCCGCAGCGAUAACAUUCGUACGUCGAUCCGGGUCGGAGUGGUUGGGCUGCCGAACGUGGGCAAAAGCUCGCUGGUGAACUCGUUGAAGCGCAAGCGAGCCUGUAUGGUCGGUGCAAAGCCGGGUGUUACCAAACAGAUGCAAGAGGUACAAAUCGAUUCACACGUAAAGCUUCUCGAUAGUCCCGGAAUCGUGUUCCAGCGCCCAAAAGAACAGGACCAGAACAAAUAUUUCGCCCUCAAGAAUGCACAGCGCGUUACGGAAAUUCAGGAUCCAUUCCCGCUGGCAAACGACAUCCUCAAGCGUGGCACGAUGAUGUACUUCUGCAAACUGUAUGACAUCAGUGAGUUCCAUUCGACGGAUGAGUUUCUCGCCAAGAAAGCCAUCCGUAUGGGAGCGCUGGCGAAGAAGGGUGUGCCGGAUGUGAAGAAGGCGGCACGCUGUCUGAUCGAGGAUUGGAACAGUGGCAAGAUCAAAUACUGCACCCAGCCGCCGGAGGAUAAUACGGACGAGGUGCAUCUGGGUGCCCAGCUCGUGUCGUCGACGGACAGUGUGCCCGAGCUGGACCUUGACCAGCAGCUGGACGCUAUCGUGGAACAGUUGGGCAAUCAGUACGAGGCAAGCUUCAACAUGAAGGACGGGAACGGUAUGAAGGUGGCCAUCAAGAAGGAGGAUAUUCUCACGAUGGAAGUGGACACCGGUGGUCCGGUGCACAUGCGGCUGGCAAAAAGCGAUCAGCUGUCGACGCUCACGACCGAAGGAACGAUCAUCGAGCGGGACGAUGCGAUGGAUGGUAAAACGGGCGAGGGCAAAGGCCGCAAACGGAAGGUGAACGAUUACGCGGAGGAGGAGAAAAAAUUCCGCAAGGAUCCGAUGUUUCUGCUGGAAGGCAAUCAAACGGCUAACCGGAACAUGAAGCAGGAGCUGAAGAAGCGCAAAAAACAACAGAACAAGCUAACGAGCACGGUCAAGGAAGAGAAAGAGGCGUACGAUUUCGAUGAUGACUACGGUAUGGAAGAUCAAGAGUAACACGGUGGUGGGCACGGCACGGUAAGUUGAUUUUUCUUUCGUUGUGCGCGCUGCUCUUGGAAUGUAGAUUGUAGGCUCACUUUUGCUUAAUAAUCGAAUGCGCAUUAUUUGCAAAUGUACACGUAUAUUCAAUAAUAAAAAAAAACAAUCAGUUUCAAAAGGGUAAA